AUGGACAUAACAAUAAACGGUGCCCUUUUUUGUACCCAGUUAGGCAUGAGCCUAAUGCAGACAUUCUUCAUGUUUUAUUAUGUCAAAGUAUUCUUGAAUAUUUACAAGAUCGAUCAGUUUUGGUUUGGUGUGGCGCAGAUAUUGUUCGCUAUUUGGAAUACCAUCAAUGAUCCGUUGUUCGGUUAUGCUCAGGAUGUUAGUAUUACGUGGUUUCAUUGCCGCAAAAAAGUGAUAUCAAUCCUGGGACCUUGUCUAGCAGGCUCUUUUUUGGUUUUAUGGUUCCCAUGGAACAGCAUGGAUGAGUCGUCGUUGCCGUAUGUUGCCGGAUGUCAUUUGAUUUUUGGUCUUUUCUUCUAUGAUGCCUUCUACAGUUGUAUUAGUGUUGCAUGGAGUGCCUUAUUCGCGGAAACAACUUGCAGUAAAUCUGAGCGUAUUUCAGCUUUGAAAUUUUCCCAAUUUGCAGUUCUUUUAUCUGUUAAUAUUGUGCCAGUCACUGAGAAACUGACUGAUGGACUGAAUAAUUUUCGUGCUUUCCAAUGCAUUGGUGUUGUUAUCGCGGUAUUAGCACUGCUUUGUUUCAAAGUUACCGGAUCAUUACGUUAUCAAACCAUAUCAGUGCAUGAAGAUUUUUCUUCAGCAACACCAUUGCAGGAAGAAUCUAAGGAAAAAAUUUUGAAUGUUUUCAAAAUAACGAAACAAAUAUUAGCAAGACAUGAUUUUCGAGCCAUUACUAUAACUUAUUUUCUUCAUGCGUGCAGGUCAACCGCUCAUUUGAACUUUGCUGUCAUUGCCACAGAAAUACUCAUCCCAGAGCAGGUUAUGAUAAAAGGAUCUUGGGAAAUGAGUCUUUUCUAUGCGGCGUGCACACUUAUUCCUCAGCUGUUUGUAAUAUUAAGUGGUAAAACAAUCAUCACAAUAGGUAUCGCGUCAGUUAUUAUGAAAUCCUUUAUGGCUUCCAUGAUUGCUUCCGUUUUCGUCAUAAUGUUUGGAUAUAAUCGUCCAUAUUUAAUCAUUUUAUUUAUGUUUUUUGACAGCAUAUCAGUUCAUUCAAUAGCUCCAUUAUAUCAAGUUUUGUUAGCUGAUUAUAUUGAUGAAGAUAUGGCUCUUUUUUCAAGACAAAAGCCAAUCUCCACUAUUAUAUAUAGCUUAGCCGCUCUGUUGGUCAGACCAGCUCAGUCUAUUGCACCAUUUAUUAUCGUAAUGAUUCUUACUCAUUAUGGUUAUAAGGUUACUAUUAAAAGUUCUUGA
Messenger RNA from Cercopithifilaria johnstoni, 1248 nucleotides. The record is from the annotation of a GenBank genome assembly. Lineage: Eukaryota; Metazoa; Nematoda; Chromadorea; Rhabditida; Onchocercidae.